Mizuhopecten yessoensis (Yesso scallop) is the source of this 6968-nucleotide messenger RNA. Its product is annotated as BRCA2-interacting transcriptional repressor EMSY-like. The transcript is spliced from 24 exons. Gene Ontology annotation, molecular function: protein binding. Gene Ontology annotation, biological process: regulation of DNA-templated transcription. The record is from RefSeq and is a predicted model, not a curated record. Lineage: Eukaryota; Metazoa; Mollusca; Bivalvia; Pectinida; Pectinidae. Gene Ontology annotation, cellular component: nucleoplasm. Bases 101 to 3715 code for a protein of 1204 amino acids.
UUUCAACAUGGAGGUCAUGUAGAAUUAAGCGGACGCAGCGGAUGAAAAAUCAUCAAAAUUCACAUCUAAUAGAGUCUUUUAUAGUAGACGAACGGAAAAAAUGUGGCCAAUGUUACUGGACAUGUCACGAGAUGAAUGCAAACGUGUCCUGAGACGCCUUGAGUUGGAAGCAUACUCCUCUCUUGUGUCAGUAUUCAGGGCGCAGGGGGAUCUCAACAAAGAAAAGAAAAGGAUACUGCAAGACCUGCAGCAAAACCUCAGCAUAUCGACCGAGAGGCAUCGUGCUGAAGUGAGAAGAGCAAUCAAUGAUGAGAAGCUGUCAACGAUUGCUGACAGUAUGGCUGGCCCUAAUACAGAGUCUGAGUGGCUCAUUGAGGGGCGUCGACUGAUUCCCCUGAUGCCAAGGCUUGUACCACAGACUGCAUUUACUGUCACAGCCAAUCAUGCUGCUAACAUACAGGCAGAGAAAAACGCCAGCAUGCCCAGCCCAUCACACACUGGAAACAAAGAUGUGAACACUGUGACCAGCCCUACCACCCCAGUAGGGUGUGGUAUCAGCAAAGUGUCGCGUCCCACCAGUCCCAGCUCCAACGUGGUGGUCCUUCCUAGUGGUAUGUCCAUACACAUCAAAGGAGGACUAAAUACUGAAGAAGAUGAAGAACCAAUUAGUCGUAAGAGGCGACGUAGUCAGUCCACUGAAACAAUAGUAUCUCCGUCAGCAUCCACCCAAACCCCACGAGUCACGUAUACCACAACAGCCGCAAGUUCCGUGUCAGGAAUGUCGCCCAUGAAAAUCACCAUCAGCAAAAGUCCUCAGGGGCGGUCCCAAGUAUCUUCCAAUAUCACACAGUCACAAAAGGUCAUCCUAGUGUCGAGUUCCAACCAGUCAUCCUCCCCGAGCGUGCUUCAGAAGUCAAUCACAGUCCCAGUGGUCAAAACCGUCGGUUCACUAGCGGGCAGUAGUGGUCAUAACAAGUCCUCCAUCAUACUCCCCAACACAUCGGUCAACUCGUCCAACGGCAACCUGGGCAACAUUGUUACUGUAGCAACACCCACCAUGUCUACAGCAACUUCAACAUGUACCACACCUACUGUAGUGACAACAUCCACCAUGACAUUUCUAACUCCAGCGGUCAGCGUUCCAAAACCCCGACUCAAGACCACCAUUCCCAGGCAAAGAUUCACAACGUUUACACAAGCAGGCCAGCCCAAACCUGGUGUAGUGAUCCCCAUGGGUCCCCAGCCUGUCCAGCCAUGUCCACAGAAUAUUCAGAUCAAACCUGUUACCAAGGCCUCUGCAAUACAGAUACGCCAGGAGGGAGGUAUGAAGAUCAUUACCCAGAGUUUACCAGGGGGCGGCACUAGUAAAAUCCUCCCCAAGCCUACCCAACUAUCAAACAGCAGUGGCACACCUGUGGUCGUGGUGAGUGCCGGCUCAUCUGCUGCCACCUCCAGUGUUACCAUGGUUACCAGACCUGUUACAUCUAUAGGCCAGUCUGGUACAAAAAUACUCAACAUAACACAGGGAGGGAAAGUGAUAUCUGGCGUGAAUCGUUCUGGCAAUGUGGUCACUGUCAGUCCGAAAACAUUACAUCUGACAGCAGUCAAGUCUCAAUCCGGAGGCUCAGGUAAACCUAAUGUGAUCGUCGUACAGAAGACACAGCCAAAGAAAUCUCAGGGUGGACUGAGUGGUACCUCCAAAACCAUCAUCUCUAGUCCAUUUGAAAAGGAACUAGUGAGCUUCCUACAGAAGCAGGACUCCACCAAACACAUUGUAGUGACCACACCCGGCAGCCAAAGGACCGAGAGGAAGGUCAUAGUGACCACACCUGGUCAGCUGGAGGCGGUCACUCGCCAGAGGGCGAGAUCAGAAUCAGAAGGAAAGACGACAUCCCUGCUUGCAGAUCUCAUUCAUGCUGCUGGUAUUGUUCCUGACAGCACGUCGGAGGCUGGAGGGGAUGUCACAAUUAAUCUGGACGAGGCAGCAAUGGCUGCUCUAUCAGUCAGCUCACAGGACAGCGAUACAUCUACUCAAAGUACAACAUCUCAAGCCUUACCUAAUAACGAGUGGUUCGAGUAUGAUGUCACAGACGAGACCAGCCAGAACUACCAGACUUCGGGAAUGGAGUCAGGAGUUGACAUACAGACCUCGGGGUCAACUCAGGCAAAACCAAAGGUCACAGUUCAGAGGUCGGCGAGUGUUGACCUGAGCCAGUUAUCAGACCAGCUUUCUCAACAACAGUUUUACUCCAUAGAACAAGCAAUGAAGAUUCUGAACCAGCCCAAUGCAGAAGGAACGACCCCUGUACUGGACCCCGUGUCACUUCUGAGGAUGGAGGGGUCAGAGAGUUCACAAUCUGACCCCGGUACAUCAGAGAGCCAGUCAUCCCUGACAGCAGACAACACCGAAGUGGACACGACCACCAGCAUGCCUUCCUCUCAGAGCUCAGUCGAAGGGUCCCAGCCAGAGCUGGAACACCUCGCUCAUGGUCUGAACUUCCAGGGGGAGCUUGACCCUCAGACUGGAAUAUUCUACACUGUAGCGGCCACAUCGGGGUCCGACACAGUGGUGGUGUCGACGCCAAGUCUAGACCGAGCACAACUUGACGCCGCCACCCCAGGAACAAAAACUUAUGAUCUUCUCAGUAGCUCACUGGCCCAGGCCCAGAUUGACCUCGACCCCUUCCAGUUCAUAGAAGAGGAUGUUCUCGUGGAGAAAGCAGACGGUCAGUCUAGAGAAGAUGUCCAGACUGAUGGUCAAACAUCAGAUACAGAGACAACACCUACAAUGCCAUCAGAGGUUACCCUAGGGGACGAGCCGAGUGGAGGACCAAUCAUCCGUAUCAAAUCCAGCAGCUUCAUCCCCAUACAGGAGCUCAACAAGUCGCGGCAGAAUGCCACCAUCAACAUUACUAGGCAUCAGCCGCUGGCCCAGGGAGUGCCAGAGCUGGUCCUACCCCAGGACGGUGAGUAUGCUGAAGGAGUGGAAGUGAUGGGACAGGAAGGAACACUGGACGAUUUAGAGUCACACCUGGGAAGCAGUCUGUCGGACAGUAUGUCCAGCGGAGUGUCCAGUGCUGUCACUGUGGAGACCGCUCAGAUGGUGGACCCAGCAGAUGUACGGGCCGAAAUGUCGAGUCUGGACGACCUGGGUGUGGUCACUAGUCCCUCAAUGGGGACAGGAAACAGUUCUGACAGCCAAGAGGUGGCGGGACUUGACCUCAUGGCCUCAUUGAGAAUGAGUAAACGUAAGAGAAAGGCACCGUCAAACAUUGAUGAGACUCCUGCCCAAAACCAAGGUUCCUGGAUCAGGUCGUGUAUAGGGUUGAUUCAGAGGGUGUCCAGAUACCGAGGACUGAACCGAGAGAAGGGAGAUCUAAACGCAGCAUCAUGGUUCACAGAGCCAGUCGAUCGCAGUGAAGUCCCUGACUAUUACACUAUUAUUAAAAGCCCGAUGGACUUUGGGACGAUACGGAAGAAAUUAGAGGCCAGUACAUAUCUAGACCAGGAGGAUUUCCACACCGACAUGCUUCUGGUGAGAGACAACUGUCGUACUUACAACCCUCCAGGGAGCACAGUCCGCGGAGACUGUGACGAGGUCUUUGCCUUUUACAUGUCAGAAUAUGAAAAACUCCUGGACAGAUGGCAAAAGGCUCAGGUCUCCUCACCGUCUCCAAAGAAAUCUCGUCUAGACAAGAGUCCUGUCAGGCCAUGAUCAACAGGAUGUAAGCUGUGAGGACCACUGUAACUGAUGUCAGGCCAUGAUCAACAGGAUGUAAGCUGUGAGGACCGCUGUAAAUGAUGUCAGUCCAGUCAGGCCAUGAUCAACAGGAUGUAAGCUGUGAUGACCGCUGUAACUGAUGUCAGUCGGGUGUGGUUGAUAACCCAGUGUUCAGUCAGGACCACUGUAACUGAUAUCAGUCCUGUGUGGGGUUGAUAACCCAGCGUCCAGUCAGUACCACUGUAACUAAUGUCAGUCCUGUGUGGGGUUGAUAACCCAGCGUCCAGUCAGGAUCACUGACUGAUAUCAGUCCUGUGGGGUUGAUAACCCAGCGUCCAGUCAGGAUCACUAACUAAUGUCAGUCCUGUGUGGGGUUGAUAACCCAGCGUCCAGUCAGUACCACUAACUGAUGUCAGUCCGGUGUGGACGUGAUAACCCAGUCUAGCUGUCAGGACCACUGUAACUGAUGUCAGUCCUGUGUGGGGUUGAUAACCCAGUGUUCAGUCAGUACCACUGUAACUGAUAUCAGUCCUGUGUGGGGUUGAUAACCCAGCGUCCAGUCAGUACCACUGUAAUUGAUGUCAGUCGGGUGUGGUUGAUAACCCAGAGUUCAGUCAGUACCACUGUAACUGAUAUCGGUCCGGUGUGGGGUUGAUAACCCAGCGUCCAGUCAGUACCACUGUAAUUGAUGUCAGUCCGGUGUGGGGUUGAUAACCCAGUCUAGCUGUCAGGACCACUGUAACUGAUGUCAGUCCUGUGUGGGGUUGAUAACCCAGCGUCCAGUCAGUACCACUGUAACUGAUGUCAGUCGGGUGUGGUUGAUAACCCAGAGUUCAGUCAGUACCACUGUAACUGAUAUCGGUCCGGUGUGGGGUUGAUAACCCAGCGUCCAGUCAGUACCACUGUAAUUGAUGUCAGUCCGGUGUGGGGUUGAUAACCCAGUCUAGCUGUCAGGACCACUGUAACUGAUGUCAGUCCUGUGUGGGGUUGAUAACCCAGCGUCCAGUCAGGACCACUGUAACUGAUGUCAGUCCGGUGUGGGGUUGAUAACCCAGCGUCCUGUCAGGAUCACUGUAACUGAUGUCAGUCCUGUUUGGGGUUGAUAACCCAGCGUCCAGUCAGGAUCACUGACUGAUAUCAGUCCUGUGUGGUUGAUAACCCAGCGUCCAGUCAGGAUCACUAACUAAUGUCAGUCCUGUGUGGGGUUGAUAACCCAGCGUCCAGUCAGUACCACUAACUGAUGUCAGUCCGGUGUGGACGUGAUAACCCAGUCUAGCUGUCAGGACCACUGUAACUGAUGUCAGUCCUGUGUGGGGUUGAUAACCCAGUGUUCAGUCAGUACCACUGUAACUGAUAUCAGUCCUGUGUGGGGUUGAUAACCCAGCGUCCAGUCAGUACCACUGUAAUUGAUGUCAGUCGGGUGUGGUUGAUAACCCAGAGUUCAGUCAGUACCACUGUAACUGAUAUCGGUCCGGUGUGGGGUUGAUAACCCAGCGUCCAGUCAGUACCACUGUAAUUGAUGUCAGUCCGGUGUGGGGUUGAUAACCCAGUCUAGCUGUCAGGACCACUGUAACUUAUGUCAGUCAUGUGUGGUUGAUAACCCAGUGUUCAGUCAGGACCACUGUAAUUGAUGUCAGUCCGGUGUGGGGUUGAUAACCCAGUCUAGCUGUCAGGACCACUGUAACUUAUGUCAGUCAUGUGUGGUUGAUAACCCAGUGUUCCAGUCACCAACAGAGAGCUGACAGUUUCUAUACCUGUGAUAGAGAAGCGAUCUGCCAAAUUCACUUGACAAUGCUCUCUGAGUGAGGAGUUCCUGUGAUAAUAGAAGUGCAUCACUUCUGACCGUGCCAAAGUCACAGAACUUAACACAGUAAGGAAACACAUUCUUUCUAUUGGUCAGAAAGAGAAGUUUAGUAUCUCCCGCAAGCUGUUGUGUCACCUGAAGCACAAAUAAGGGAUCGAGCAGUGAGGUUGUAAUUGAUUGGAAAGGAAGAAGUGCUUGUUCCAUGUACACCCACCCCAGUCUUACCAAGCGUCUAAGCAGGAUGUUUGGAGUAUAUAAGGACUAUGUUCCUUAUACCGGAGCAGGAGUGUUUGGUGUAACUGUGGCACUUCUGUUCAUUCACUUAUGGUUCUCCCUUUCCAUUGAUUCACAUAAGAGUCCUGGUCAAUUCAGAUUGUUCCUUCCAAACUCUGAAUCAAGUAUGUCACAGGUGCAGCCACUGAUAACAGUGACAACAAGCAACAGCUGAUGUCGUGUAAGAACAUUCGCUGAGGAAUGUCUUGUUCUCCGUGUGAAAAUGUCAUGUAGAUAAAAGUGCUAUAUAUAGGAAACAUGAAGUGAAACGUUGAAUUGUGCGCUGCCAACUUGUUACAUAGUCCGUACUGAGGAAGUAUUGAAGUUUCUUACUUACAAAAUAUUGAAGUGUUACAUAGUCCGUACUGAGGAAGUAUUGAAGUUUCUUACUUACAAAAUAUUGAAGUGUUACAUAGUCCGUACUGAGGAAGUAUUGAAGUUUCUUACUUACAAAAUAUUGAAGUGUUACAUAGUCCGUACUGAGGAAGUAUUGAAGUUUCUUACUUACAAAAUAUUGAAGUGUUACAUAGUCCGUACUGAGGAAGUAUUGAAGUUUCUUACUUACAAAAUAUUGAAGUGUUACAUAGUCCGUACUGAGGAAGUAUUGAAGUUUCUUACUUACAAAAUAUUGAAGUGUUACAUAGUCCGUACUGAGGAAGUAUUGAAGUUUCUUACUUACAAAAUAUUGAAGUAUGAAAUCAUUUCAGUAUUAGUACUUAGGGAGUAUUAUGUGGAUUCUGCUAUAUCAGACCUCAGAAUUCUGAGGUGGUUGGCUAAAUGGUAUAUGGAUUAUUUUAGGCCAAAUUACAGCUCUACAAACAUGUAUUUUAAAUGAAAUUUAAACAGUUUUAUUCAAAUUGAAGAAAAAAAACUCUAUGGGGAAAAAGAGAAAGAUUUUACUGUUGGUAUACCAUGAAGUAUAUCUUCUUGAAGGUAAGAAUAUGAAGUUCAACACGGGGAAUGCUGGAUGUUUGAUCUUGGGGGAUCUUUCCUUAUAUGUCUUCUGUUUGGAAAAAUUGGUGGGCAAGUGACCUAAGGCCUGAGCAAAACAUUUACCUUAUACCUAUACGCACAGUAAGAUCUGGACAUUUUCACAUUAGCAAUGGUGCUGGAACUUUGUAUUUCUUUGUGUCCUGGGUUCGUGCUUAGGUUUGUGCUGAUGAAGUAAAA